AUGGUUGAGCCUGAGAAGCGAAGGCUGAGUGAACUACCUGGGACUCCUGUUUUUCCUGCCUCUUGGAUGCCUGAGGGAACCGUCUGUGCUCCCACAGACCAAGCCCCCAGCUGUCUGUGUGUCCACAAGGGACUAAUUCUACUUGACCUCGGCAAUGAUUUGACCCUGGAACACCUUGUACUGUCAACAGACACAGAUGACCAAAAUGUUCGCUGUCCUUUUGAGGUGGAUUUGCACAAGAUUGUUGUAUUAUUAUUAACCCUGUCACCUGUGCUAUCCUUAAAUUCAAGAGCUGGAAACAGAAUUGUUGAAAUAUUACCUGAACAUCUGAAACAAUUUCAAUCCCUCGAAACUUUGGACCUGAGCAGCAAUAACAUUACAGAGCUUAAAACUCCCCUUCCGCCUCUACAACUCAAAUAUCUGUAUCUCAACAGCAACCGAGUCACUUUAAUGGAACCUGGGUAUUUUGACAAUCUGGCCAACACACUCCUGGUGUUGAAACUGAACCGGAACCGAAUCUCAGCUAUCCCACCCAAGAUGUUUAAACUGCCCCAACUGCAACACCUUGAACUGAACCGGAACAAGAUUAAAAACGUAGAUGGGCUCACAUUCCAAGGGCUCGGUGCUCUGAAGUCUCUGAAAAUGCAAAGAAAUGGAGUAACAAAACUUAUGGAUGGAGCUUUUUGGGGGCUGAGCAACAUGGAGAUCUUGCAGCUGGACCAUAACAACCUAACAGAGAUUACCAAAGGCUGGCUUUACGGCUUGCUGAUGCUGCAGGAACUUCAUCUCAGCCAAAAUGCCAUCAACAGGAUCAGCCCUGAUGCCUGGGAGUUCUGCCAGAAACUCAGUGAGCUGGACCUAACUUUCAAUCACUUAUCGAGGUUGGAUGAUUCAAGCUUCCUGGGCCUAAGCUUACUAAAUACACUGCACAUUGGGAAUAACAAAGUCAGCUACAUUGCUGAUUGUGCCUUCCGGGGGCUUUCCAGUUUAAAGACUUUGGAUCUGAAGAACAAUGAAAUUUCCUGGACUAUUGAAGACAUGAACGGUGCUUUCUCUGGGCUUGACAAACUGAGGCGGCUAAUACUCCAGGGAAACCGGAUUCGAUCUAUUACCAAAAAAGCCUUUACCGGUUUGGACGCAUUAGAACAUCUAGAUCUGAGUGACAACGCAAUCAUGUCAUUACAAGGCAAUGCAUUUUCACAAAUGAAGAAACUUCAGCAAUUGCAUUUAAAUACAUCAAGCCUUUUGUGCGAUUGCCAACUAAAAUGGCUCCCACAGUGGGUGGCAGAAAACAACUUUCAGAGCUUUGUAAAUGCCAGUUGCGCCCAUCCUCAGCUGCUAAAAGGAAGAAGUAUUUUUGCUGUUAGCCCAGAUGGCUUUGUGUGUGGUGAGUUGUAACUGUUGCCUCUGCCUUCAUUCUUCUUUUUUCCCCUCCAACAAAUGGUCUUGAAUAAGCUUAUGUUCUCUUAAUGAAGCUUUUAUAUCUGCUGAGGUAGAUGGAAAUGGAUCUAUAGUGUGCUGAUGAUUUUAAUGUUACAGAUGAGAAAGAGUUUCCUUAAAUGUCUUUGUUUGGACAUCAGGGGGGUUGGGUGGAACGAGGGCCUUAGAUCUUGGGAGAACUGAUGGGCAGUCAGAACCCCCCUCCUCCCUAAAUCUCAGCAUCUGCGUCUGUGAAGUGGGAAGUGACUGGCUUGUGGAGACGCUGAACCUAACCCACGUCAAUGCUGCGUGUUGGGGUACA
Molecule: messenger RNA, 1741 nt
Organism: Leptonychotes weddellii (Weddell seal)
Lineage: Eukaryota; Metazoa; Chordata; Mammalia; Carnivora; Phocidae
Source: RefSeq, a predicted model, not a curated record